CAAAUGGCAUGUUUAUUGAAUAUCGAAUAUAGGAUGUUAGUGACUAGGUCUGUCUACGUAUACUGUUAGGGAAACCAUUGAGGGCCGAGAAAACCAGUUUUGUAGGAAGUCACCGAUGCGACAUCGUGUUUGUCAGACUGACUGACAGAACUGAAAUUGCUGAAAAUACAGGUGUUUUGCAAACAACUUCAAGAUAGAACUUUGGAUUGGAUUUAAUCAAUUAGACUGCAGCUUGUGGACGAUGUUGCCUGUGGUUAGGUGGUCCCAGUUGAUGUCACCCAGAUACUAGGCGCUGACGGGCAACUGUGACAGAAGACUGUGGCAGUGUCAAAGUGAGUGACAGUUGUGGGACUCCGUUGCCACGGUGAUUUUUGUGACGAGGCACAAGAGGUUAAUGACCUCUGUGGCAUGUGGUGACAAGGUCACUGUUCUGAAUGACAGUAAUAUUCUUCUGUUUUGAAAGAAAAGAAGUCCUUUGUGAUAUAAGAAUUGGCAGAAAUUUAAUUUUCAAUGAUUAGUGGAUGAAUCACACUGACUCUUGUAAACCUGUCACUUAUAGCACAAUAGUCUCAAUAUAUAUGUGCAAAGUGUAUUCUUGGAAAGAGGAACAUGUAGGAUUGUGUAGAGAGGACUGAAACAGGAAGUGAGCACAUGACAUUAAUCUGACCUCUGACCUCUCAGGGGUACCCGGUAGUAGAAACUUUGGAUUGGUAUCUUUGUGCUGAGUUGACUAAAAUACCACUGACUAUUGUAAAAUAUAAGUUUAUGAUUUGUCAGUGACAUUCCUACAAGGGGUAAAGAGAUAGUUAUUAAAGCCAGCUAUAUGGCAUGGAACAAAGGACUGUAGUGCUCUACUGACUGUAUCUGUCCGGAGGGUUUGUGAGGACUUCCUAUUAAAUGACAUUGUGUUGGUGCUAUUGACCCGAGACAUUAGAGUGACAUUGAUGAAUCUGCUUACACGCAGUUUGCCAAUAUCAGGAGCUAGAGUGGAAAUUGUGACUGUGGUGUAGAUUUAUCUUAAUUAUUAGAAGCCUCGUCUCUCCAUGGUUUGUCAGAAAUAUUGCAUUUUUAUAACAUUAUCAUGUUAUUCAGUGCCACACAAGGGAUAGUGUAUGAAAAAAGCCUAUGUCAUUAGAGCUAAGUCCUCAUGCUAUGCCCUUCAGCUGUGCCCUAAAGCUGUGCCCUAAAGCUGUGUCCUUAAGGUGUGCCGUAAAGCUGUGCCCUAAAGCUGUGCCCUAAAGCUGUGUCCUUAAGGUGUGCCCUAAAGCUGUGCCCUAAAGCUGUGUCCUUCAACUGUGUCCUUAAGUUGCAUCCCUAAGCUGUGUCCUUAAGUUGCAUCCCUAAGCUGUGUCCUUAAGUUGCAUCCCUAAGCUGUGUCCUUAAGUUGCAUCCCUAAGCCGUGUCCUUAAGUUGCAUCCCUUAGCUGUGUCCUUAAGUUGCAUCCCUAAGCUGUGUCCUUAAGUUGCAUCCCUAAGCUGUGUCCUUAAGUUGCAUCCCUGAGCUGUGUCCUUUAGAUGCAUCCCUGAGCUGUGUCCUUUAGAUGCAUCGCUGAACUACUGUGUCCUUAAGCUGUGUCCUUGAAUGUGUGGAUCAAAAUUUCGGAAUAUACCAGUUUUCGUGGAUCCUGAUAAGGAGCUGCUAUGGCAUUUGUGAAGAAGCGGGAGAGAAUGUCGAAUCAAAGCAUCUCGGGUGUGGGGCUCUCCAAGCGGGAGAUCAAGAAAAACUACAAGUACCUGGUCCGGAGCUUGCUGACCGAAGCUGAGAAGGAGUUCAUGUACCGCUGUGCCAAGAAGUACCAGCGAUCACGUCACAUCGAGAUCUUCUGCCAGGAACUCGUACAGAUCAUCAACACCCCGGGCAAGCUUCGCCUCAUGCCCUACAUUCGCACCAUCCUCUCCGAGUUUGACAAACACGACUUUGACAAGUUUGUUGCCAGGCUGGACUAUAAGCUGGAAGGAAGAACCGACUUCACCAUCAGAUCGAAACCUGACACCUACUCUCACGCACCAUCUGUGAGGUCAAGUAUUCCCAACGGACGGUCGGACCUCCGUGUAGUUGUCAUACCCCAUAGAGACGAGAACCUUGGCUUCAGCAUACGAGGUGGCUCUGAACACGGACUCGGGAUAUUCGUCAGCGAAGUCGACGACGGGUCAACUGCAGCUGCCUCUGGUUUAGAAGUUGGUGACCAGAUUCUAGAGGCAAACAAUAUCAGCCUUGAGAACGCGGCUUGCAGCAGCGCGGUGAGGGUGUUGACCGUCACCGACCGCCUUAAGCUGGUGGUGAAGCGGACGGGAAAACUACCCGAGUGGAAGUUUGCCAGGGAGAAGGUUCUGUGGUAUGACGUCCACGAAGGUGACAUCAUCGCCGCCGCGCCCACAGAUCCGGACACGUACCACAUCUCGGGACUUGACCGGCAACACAUCCGGGAGAAGCGAGUGGCAGUGAAGACUGUCAACAACACAGACUUCAUAGGACUCAAUAUCAGGGGUGGCAGUGAAUAUGGCCUGGGAAUCUUUGUAUCCAGAGUGGACCCUGGUGGUCUAGCGGAGAAGAAUGGUGUGUGUACGGGAGACCAGAUACUGGAUGUGAAUGGUACCGACUUCUCCAAAAUCUCCCAUAGUGCAGCAGCAGACUACCUGCGUACCAACCCCAACCUUGUUCUUACUUUGAGGGAAGUGGGGCGUUAUCCGGCCUACAAGGAACUGUUUGCAGAGUACACGUGGAGCGACCGAGCUCAUCGCAACUCAGGUAGAGUAGCCAUGUUCGACAGCCCUAUAUCGAGUAGACACAGCACCCUGCACAUCCGCACAACCCCACAGUAUGCUUCGCGUUUACCCAUGGCUAGAAGUCUUGACAAUAUUCCAUCCACCAUCUACCUGCCCAGCGAGUCCCGCAGUGGCGACCUCAUCUAUCAUGAAGAAAACCUUUACGAGUUCCGGUCGGAUAGACACGACACCACUGACCUUCGACUGAAGGAUGAUGAUUAUGAUGAUACUCACUUUGUUCGGUUAAACGGAAAUGACAUGAAUGACACAGACUCGGGAAAGAUCAAGCGACACCAGGAACAGAGGGUGUUUCCCAGUACAUCAAAAGUCAUCUAUGAGAAUGACUUACGACAGCAUUACGAGACAGCGGAAAUAGUCAGACCUGAAAUUCAGCCCGCUGUGUACAUUUCGGAUAAUUACAGCCAAAGGGAGGCAACUCACAUAAGGACAAACCCUAUUUAUGCGAACACAAAUUCAAGAGGCCAUUAUGUCUCCCUGCAAGAAAUAAAUGAGUCCACACAGGAUAGACCUCUAAAUUUGGAGGAAUAUGUCAUACCUAAAAGUAAUUUACCUGUGCACCAACAGAACGGUGUUGAUACUGUCGACACUGUCAUUGUCACAGAAGUGCAGGAGGAACCAGUGUACAGCAAGGUCAACAAGAAGAAGUUGGAGAAGACCGGAGCCGUGACGGACGGCUCCAUGACUCCUGAGGAGGAGGAGGUGCUCAACGACUUCCAAGAGCAGCUGAAGAUGCUGGAAGACAGGAAGUCCCAUCUUGGCAACCGAGCCAUCACGCAGAUCGACCACUCCAAAAAAGAUUCGGAUGGCAAGAAAGGGACUUGGUCACGUCUCAAGUCUAAGCUGAAAGGCGGCAUCACAAGGAAAAAGAAAGACACGGACCAGUCCCACCCUGCCCUGCAGACCCAGGCCAGCAUUGACCCCAACAAGAUGGCCAUCCUGAAGGAGAACGCUCAGGAGAAGUUGCCAGAGAAGGAGAGCACUGAAGUUAUCAGUCUGGUGGAAUCAUACCAUGAGACCAAGGAUCUGGACUCACUGGUGAAGUCACUGCUGAAGAUACUGGACAAGCCAGACAAGAUGCUUCUGCUUAGGGAUGUCAGGGGUGUUAUCUACCCGUACCACAUAGCCCGCUUUGACAACAUGGUCAACUUCUACGAGAUAGAGAGAUACGAAGAUUUAUCUACCAAGCUGCAUCUGCCACUUCGUCACCGAGAGAGUAUGAAGGAUCGGCCCAAGAAACAACUCAUGACCACCGUGUUGGAUAAACCAUCAGAUUAUGAUGAAAAUGGCCACUUCCACAUCAAGACAGUGGAUCAGUAUGAAAGGGACAAGAGGACGGAGGCUAAAGUUCUACAAACCAUGAAGACUCACUCAAGUUUCGACAGCCCCCAACCAGUUGCAGCUAAACCAGUUGCAGCUAAACCAGUUGCAGUCAAACCAGUUGCAGUCAAACCAGUUUCAGCCACACCAGUUUCAGCCACACCAGUUGCAGCCAAACCAAUCCACCUCAAGGAGACGUCGGCCAUUACAUCCGAACACAAACCUACCACCCCUGAGCCGAUCCACUGGGUGAAGCUGAACCACGUUGCAGACAGUGGACAUAAACGCACAAUUCGGCAAAUUUUCAAUAAUAAGGAUGGCAUUCCACACCUAAAUUCCACGGUUGUGUUUGUCCCUAAGCUAAAGAAAACUUUAGGACUCCGCUUGAGAGGGGGCCUUAUCGGUCAAGUUUUUCUACCAGUUCGUAUCGAUGAGGUGCUCGUGGACAGUGCAGCUGCAGAUGAAGAGAAACUCCAGCCUGGUGUGACGUUGAUAUCGGUGGACAGUCAGAGUCUGGGUGGCUACACUGUGGAGGACACAGAGGAACUGCUGGAGAAGGCAUUCCACAGCAAGGCCACGACCAUGAUCAAGCUGGAGAUCAACACAGACAAGCGUAUGGCUUGACUCACCUCAAUGUGUGCUCAUGAACAAACUGUGGGAGACAACUGCAGCAGACGUCAAAUAUUAUGUAGUCUGAAGGGCUUGGAAAAGUUACCGGUAUUUAUUUUUCCCUGGUCAGUUGAAGAGAGAUUAUAUUCAGACACGGACAAGCGUAUGGCUUGACUCACCUCAAUGUGUGCUCAUGAACAAACUGUGGGAGACAACUGCAGCAGAUGUCAAAUAUUAUGUAGCCUGAAGGGCUUGGAAAAGUUACUGGUAUUUAUUUUUCCCUGGUCAGUUGAAGAUAGAUUAUAUUCAGACACGGACAAGCGUAUGGCUUGACUCACCUCAAUGUGUGCUCAUGAACAAACUGUGGGAGACAACUGCAGCAGACGUCAAAUAUUAUGUAGUCUGAAGGGCUUGGAAAAGUUACCGGUAUUUAUUUUUCCCUGGUCAGUUGAAGAGAGAUUAUAUUCAGACACGGACAAGCGUAUGGCUUGACUCACCUCAAUGUGUGCUCAUGAACAAACUGUGGGAGACAACUGCAGCAGACGUCAAAUAUUAUGUGGUCUUAAGGGCUUGGAAGAGUUACCGGUAUUGAUAUUUCCCUGGUCAGUUGAAGAUGGAUUUGAUUCAAACCUUUUUAAAGGAGACUUGUGACACUGUGAACACCAUUACAUGGUUUACUCCUCCGCCUAACUGUUCUGCCUCUGUGUAUCAUGGCAACCAAGGUGAAGGUCAUUUGAAGCAUUCCAUUAUAUGACACUGUAGUGAUUAGCAUGUCACGAGGCAUCCAGUGCCAAGGAACAUGUCAUGAGGCAUCAAGUGCCAAGGAACAUGUCAUGAGGCAUCGAUUGCCAAGGAACUUGUCAUGAGGCAUCGAGUGUCAAGGAACAUGUCAUGAGGCAUCAAGUGCCAAGGAACGUGUCAUCAGGCAUCAAGUGCCAAGGAACAUGUCAUGAGGCAUCAAGUGCUAAGGAACAUGUCAUCAGGCAUCAAGUGCCAAGGAACAUGUCUUCAGGCAUCAAGUGCCAAGGAACUUGUCAUCAGGCAUAGAUUGCCAAGGAACAUGUCAUGAGGCAUCAAUUGCCAAGGAACUUGUCAUGAGGCAUCCAGUGCCAAGGAACGUGUCAUGAGGCAUCAAGUGCCAAGGAACUUGUCAUGAGGCAUUGAUUGCAAAGGAACAUGUCAUGAGGCAUCAAGUGCCAAGGAACAUGUCAUGAGGCAUCAAGUGCCAAGGAACAUGUCAUGAGGCAUCGAGUGUCAAGGAAAAUGUCAUGAGGCAUCGAGUGCCAAGGAACAUGUCAUGAGGCAUCAAGUGCCAAGGAACUUGUCAUGAGGCAUCAAGUGCCAAGGAACUUGUCAUGAGGCAUCAAGUGCCAAGGAACGUGUCAUGAGGCAUCAAGUGCCAAGGAACUUGUCAUGAGGUAUCAAGUGCCAAGGAACUUGUCAUGAGGCAUCGAUUGCAAAGGAACAUGUCAUGAGGCAUCAAGUGCCAAGGAACGUGUCAUGAGGCAUCAAGUGCCAAGGAACUUGUCAUGAGGCAUCAAGUGCCAAGGAACUUGUCAUGAGGCAUCAAGUGCCAAGGAACAUGUCAUGAGGCAUCAAGUGCCAAGGAACUUGUCAUGAGGCAUCAAGUGCCAAGGAACAUGUCAUGAGGCAUCCAGUGCCAAGGAACUUGUCAUGAGGCAUCAAGUGCCAAGGAACAUGUCAUGAGGCAUCAAGUGCCAAGGAACUUGUCAUGAGGCAUACAUUGUCGGGGCAUGUGAUAUGUGAUAGCAUCCUGUUCAACAAGGUGUAUACCUACCUACAUGUUUAACCCUACCUAGUGAGUAUAGUACUACAACCAGCCCAUCUGUGUCAACCCAUGUGUCAACCAAUCCUGUAUAUGUGUUAACCAAUGUGUCAACCAAUCCUGUAUGUGUUAACCCAUGUGUCAACCAAUCCUGUAUGUGUGUUAACCCAUGUGUCAACCAAUCCUGUAUAUGUGUUAACCCAUGUGUCAACCGAUCCUGUAUGUGUUAACCCAUGUGUCAACCGAUCCUGUAUGUGUGUUAACCCAUGUGUCAACCAAUCCUGUAUGUGUGUUAACCCAUGUUUCAACCAAUCCUGUAUGUGUGUCAACCCAUGUGUGUAAUACUACCCUUCAACCAUCUGUGUGUCAACCCACGUGUCUGUCAACCAAUGUGUGUCGACCUGUCCCAUGUGUCUUCCAACCAUAUGUGUCAACCACAUCAUGGGUGUCAACCCACGUGUCUGUCAACCAAUGUGUGUCAACCUGUCCCAUGUGUCUUCCAACCAAUGUGUCAACCACAUAAUGGGUGUCAACCAAAGCAUGAGUUACAGAAGUGUAACCCGACCUGUGUGUUACCCUACACAGUGUAACAGUGUCAAGGUGUUGUACAGGUUCUUAGACUAUGUUAGAUACAGUAGUUAGAAUUUACCCCCAGCAAACAUGGUUCAUGGGCACGUUACCAUAGUGAUGGCACAUACAGUGGUCAUGUGUUACCAUAGUGAUGGCACAUACUGUGGUCAUGCGUUACCAUAGUGAUGAAACAUUCCGUGGUCAUGCGUUACUAUAGUGAUGACACAUACAGUGGUCAUGUGUUAUCAUAGUGAUGAAACAUUCACUGGUUAUGUGUUACCAUGGUGAUGAUGUAUUCAAUGGUCAUGUGUUACCAUAUUGAUGACACUUAUGAUCAUGUGUUACCAUAGUUAUAUGGAGGAACAGUUGAAACAAAACACAAGUAGAAGGGAUUAAGAAUAUGUACACCAUAGGAAGGCUCUAUUUCAUUGACCAGAAAAUGUGUACCUAUUUUGGGAG
Molecule: messenger RNA, 7527 nt
Organism: Haliotis rufescens (red abalone)
Lineage: Eukaryota; Metazoa; Mollusca; Gastropoda; Lepetellida; Haliotidae
Product: PDZ domain-containing protein 7-like
Exons: 20
Coding region: 1641-4727 (1028 amino acids)
Cellular component (GO): stereocilia ankle link complex; cilium; stereocilium tip
Molecular function (GO): protein binding
Source: RefSeq, a predicted model, not a curated record